AUGCGCUUGAUACUGACUAUAUAUUCAUGUAAUGCCGUGUCAUACGCUGUAAUGAGUCUUUGGGGGCGAUUGUUAUUGUCGUGGCUGCAUGAGCUUGCGCUGCCGAGUUCAAAACCGUGGAUGGAAUCGUGCGGAGACCCGGGACCGGCGCAACCAAGCAUCUGGGCUGAGUUACGCAUCUGGCAUUUUUGCCAUGUUGCAUUGCGACGAACUACAAUCUGUUGA
Auxenochlorella protothecoides is the source of this 225-nucleotide messenger RNA. RefSeq lists its product as hypothetical. The record is from RefSeq and is a predicted model, not a curated record. The transcript has a single exon. NCBI's taxonomy places the organism in Eukaryota, Viridiplantae, Chlorophyta, Trebouxiophyceae, Chlorellales, Chlorellaceae. The coding region runs from base 1 to 225 and encodes 74 amino acids.